AAGAGACGAAGGAAAAACAGAGAGUUGAAAUUCAAAAUUGAACAUCAUUCUGAAAACGGCCAGAAAGAAAAGGGAAAGGCUCUCUGAUUUCAAAGCUCCAUUAAUCCAUUGAUCAACCCGUUUUAAGCCCUACCAAUUGUUGUUCAUCUAUGGCGUUCUUAUUGGCUUUCACCCAAUUUUUCUGGCUUCUUUAAGAUUCUAAUCUUUCCCUCCUCCUUUAAGUCGCCGCCGGGAAUGGCCGAUAAGUCGCCGCCUGCAGAGGGGUUCUUAAUUUUGCCGCUGCCGGCUAGGGUUUCACUGUGUUCUCCGAAUCCGACAUAGGUUUUUGUUUUUUGUUGGGAUUUGUCGGAUCAAUCGGAGGCGAUUUUGGAGCAUUUUAGGGUUGUUGGUUUCGUAAUAUUUUGAGGGGUUUCGUCAAUUUUGAUGGCGAAGGGUGGGUUUUUUGUUGAUAAGUUUCGGAGAUGUUUAAGGACGUUGUUCUUUAUGGUGGCGAUGUUGGCGUCACUACUCGUGUCGUCGUUGCCAGUUCUUGUAGCCAUUGGAGACAUGUUGGUGCCCUGUAUUUUGAUCUCGAGCUUUACUUGUGUUAGAUGCUAUGGCUUCAAACAACAUUUGCGUCGAUACGCUUUCAAAAGUUCUUUGACCGAUAUCCCUUUCGUUUCGAUGAUCAGAUCUCUCAUUAUUAUCUGUGUUUAUUCAAUGUGUGAUGGACCUGCUCUUUCAAAUGGUCCUUACCUUGGAACAGUGACUUUGUGUUCCUUCAUAUCCAUUCUUGUUCUUUCUAUCAAGGUUUGUGUCUUUACAGUGAACUCCCAAAUGGAGGCUGAAGCUUCAUCUUCACCUUCUAGGCAGAGGCUUCACUUAAAGAAAUCAUGGGGGAUGCCAGUUUUGUUUCUAUCUUCAGUAGCCUUUGCCCUCGGCCAUACGGUUGUGGCAUACAGAACAAGCUGCAGAGCACGUAGAAAGCUUCUAUUGCAUCGAGUUGACCCAGAAGCUGUUCUUUCUUGCAAAAAUGUGUUCUCUGGCUACCAGAAGAUCCCUCGAUCUCCCACUCCUUCUGGAUCGAAAACACCAAAAAGUGACAGUGAAAUCAAGUGGAAAGUUUCAGGUAAUUCCCGGGAUGAGAGUGAACUGCCGGUUAGAUUACUUGCUGAUAUGGAUAGUUUGUUCAUCAUAUGUCAAGGGCUUACUAUUCAUUACAAGAUCAGCUUGCCUGGGUCACCACCGCGGUCGUUGUCCUCCACUGCAUUUCUUGAACCCAAUUAUAGUUGCAUCUCUCCAAGGAAGGCCAUGGGGAGGCUAGUAGUUGAUAUGCAUCCAUUUACUGUCUUAUCAAAAAACCAACACAACAUCCAUAGGAGCUAUAGCAAUCAGUUUCACGGUUCAUCUCUGUAUGAUCCACUAUUGGAUGGUUCUUCCACAACUUCUCCUAUUCUUUGUGAUGAGAUUCCUGUGAUUAGUCUAGAUGAUGUUGAAGAAGAGGAAUUGAGCAAAUGUUGCUUAGAUGGAAACUUAGAGAGUAAUGGGCAAUUCGGUAUCGUCUUGGUGCACGGUUUCGGGGGUGGAGUUUUCUCAUGGAGACAUGUGAUGGGGGUGCUUGCAAGGCAGACUGGUUGCAGAGUUGCAGCUUAUGAUCGGCCUGGUUGGGGAUUAACUUCAAGGCUUCGUGCAGAAGACUGGGAAGAAAGACAAUUGCCUAAUCCCUACAAGCUUGAUAGUCAGGUGGAGUUACUGCUUGCAUUUUGCUCAGAAAUGGGGUUUUCUUCAGUGGUGCUAGUGGGUCACGACGACGGAGGACUGCUUGCUCUUAAGUCUGCACAAAGGCUUCAAGAAUCACCAAUAAACUCAUUCAAUGUUUCCAUCAAAGGGGUGGUAUUGCUGAGUGUGAGCUUAUCAAGAGAAGUGGUUCCUGGGUUUGCAAGAAUUUUGCUAAGAACAUCACUAGGGAAGAAGCACCUGGUUCGGCCUCUGCUACGAACGGAAAUAACUCAAGUCGUGAACCGACGUGCUUGGUACGAUGCUACCAAGCUAACAACCGAGGUCUUAAAUCUCUAUAAGAAGGCGUUAUGUGUGGAAGGGUGGGAUGAAGCACUGCAUGAGAUAGCAAGAUUAUCAUACGAGACAUUACUUACUCCUCAAAACGUCGAAGCUUUGGUGAAGUCUGUUGAAGAGAUGCCCGUGCUGGUGGUCGGUGGUGUUGAGGAUGCUCUCGUCUCCCUCAACUCUUCCCGAGUUAUGGCUUCCAAACUCCCUAAUUCAAGACUGAUAACGAUAUCUGGAUGCGGACAUCUACCACACGAGGAAUGCCCGAGCGCCUUACUUGCUGCAAUCUCACCCUUCAUCACCAGAAUUCUUUUGCAGAGACCUCACUCCAGCACCCCUCAAUAGAAAUACAAAUACUCACCAUUCCUUUUAGAGAGAAUAGACAGCACCCUUUUUCCUAUUUUCUUCUUCGUCGUCCCUCAUUGAAAUACUCACCCACAAGAACAUUGGCGAAAAGGCUACUUCUUUGGGUGACAGUUUUUGAGAGCCGUUUCCAAAUUGUUCUAUUUAGUAACAACCCUGUAAUUCCCCUUACUGAACCAAGGUGUUAUUUCCCACCUAGUGUUGUGGAGAUAACCUUAUAUUUGUAAAUCUUUUUCGUUAGAUUUUCAAGAGUUCAUCAAGAAAGACACUU
Cucurbita maxima (winter squash) is the source of this 2677-nucleotide messenger RNA. RefSeq lists its product as uncharacterized. The transcript is spliced from 7 exons. Bases 424 to 2388 code for a protein of 654 amino acids. Lineage: Eukaryota; Viridiplantae; Streptophyta; Magnoliopsida; Cucurbitales; Cucurbitaceae. Gene Ontology annotation, molecular function: catalytic activity. The record is from RefSeq and is a predicted model, not a curated record.